GCUGCUGGCUAACCCGAUUGUGGUAGCAUUGUAACCGUAUUCCUGCAGGCUUGUCGUCUCACUGCGGGUUGGCCACCUCUUAUAGGUAUAUGACGGACCUAUUUGUCAACCGAAGCUGUUGGUGCAACUAUUAGACCCCCAAAAUCUCACUAUGCGCCCGGCCCAAUGGGCUUCAUUCUGCGCAGAUAAAUAGAUUUCUGCGGAACCUGUGUGGACAGGUCGCCGAUAGGUACUUGGCUUAGGUACCUUAGGUAGGUAGGAGGUAGCUUUUCGAUUUUCGUAUUCGAUGGUCCAGCUCGGGUUUGAUCAAAUGCUGUGAUCGAUGCUGACUUCUUUCUUCUUUUUUUCUUUUCGCCCGCCAUUUUAUGCCGUACGAAUUUGUCGUGAAAGAUUUCAAACAAAAAUUCUUCCUCAAUCAUCUCGAUUAACCACGGCUUCUAGACGGCGGUUUUCUUUUCUUCACCGUAUAUGCCUGUGUAACAUAACAGUCUAAUUGAUAUACCAUAUGCCCUUUAACAUUGCAGGUAUAGUGGCACGGUUAUAGAUUAGAUUUACAAGACUGGCUGUCAGAGCGACAGCCAUCCAUCCUACACAAUGGCACCUUAUUUACAUCCUCCUACCCCCGCCGCAGCCAUGCUGCUCAUCGCAGCCCUCGCUACCACUGUUAGUGCGGCGGUCUAUGAUAACCUAGCUGCACUAGACAAUGCGGCGCUAUUCCCCCAAUCGACCAGCAUGUACGACCCCGGCUUUGGCCCGCGCCGCAUCAUAUACGGCACGCCCGCCAUCCCCGCACGGCCCCUGCCCCUGUCCCCGGGCAAGGCCAGACGUCAGGACCAGGCAGCGCCGUGCGCGGCGGGCAGCCACGGCUGCUUGGAUCUCGGACCGCUAGGCGCCGAGUUCUGCUGCCUGAACGACCAGUACUGCUACCUGGACACGAGCUGGGCGCCGAAGUGCUGCCACCUGGGGGUCGACUGCGCGAACUCGCCGUGUGGCGAGGACGUCAGGUACUGCAACGGCACGACCACCGUCACCAGGACCAUCGCCACGUCCCCCGCCACGACGCUCUUCGACGAGACCAGCGUCACCGCCGCCUGCUGCGCGCGCCCGUGUACCGACAGCACGUUCUUCCUGUGCCAGUCGCCUUUCGGCGGACAGUGCUGCCCGUUCGGCGCCCGCUGCGGCUCCAACAGCGCGUGCUUGUAUCCGCCCACGUCGACGAAACCGUCGAUUACCCCCGCCUCAACGGGGUGCAUCAACUGCCCCACGGGCGGCGGGUGCUGCGACGUCGGCAGCACCUGCACGUCGAGCGUGGUGUCCGCGACGUCGACGGCGCAGCUCUGCGCGGCGAACCUAACCGUCGUCAGCAGCGAGGGGCUGUCGGAGGGAGCCCGGGUGGGGAUAGGCGUCGGGGUCGCGGUCGGAGCGUCGCUUAUCAUCGGCGGGAUAACGUGGUUCUGGAUCCACCGCCGGCGCGCGGCCAACUCGCGCGGCGAAGGAGGAAGAGGAAGAGGAGGAGGAGGAGGAGGAGGAGGAGGAGGCAUGCUGGUCGGGUCCGGGGCCGAAGAGCCGGAUCGCGCGGGCCCGUUCCUGCCCCCCGGCGGCGGCGUCGGCACCAUGUCGGAUAUCACGAGCCCGUCGAGCAGAACGGGCAUGAGGCCGCGCCUCCACGAUGACGGGCUCGCUCACAGCUAUUACGGACCCGACGCCGUGCCGGGCCCCUAUACGGAUCGCGGGGAUAUGAGCACGCCUAGUAGGGCCUACGGCAUCGAGUCGAGGUCGAGUCCGGGGUUCUCUGACCAAGCCGCGAUAGCCGCUAACCGGUACCCGGACGGGCCCCAGAAUAUCGUGCGGCCUGUGGAGAUGGGCAUGCAGGAGGAAAGGAGAAUAGAGCUUGGUGACAGCGGAUCCCCCGUCCGAGAAAACGUGGCCGGUGCGAAUGGCGCCGCAGCGGCGGCUAAAGAGGAGAAACAGGAGGCGUACGAGUUAUACGGGGGCCCCGUGACCUCGCCGGAACCGAUGACCAUUGAAGAAGCAGAGCAACACAGAGGCGGGAGACCCCCUGAUCACACAGUAGAGAAGAGUGGGCACGAAUGAGCAUGUGAGAAAAAAAAAAGUGAUGGACUUCUGGUAUACUACUACCCUGAUCCUAACUGUAACUAACGAAUGCAUAUGCAAUUUAAUUUUGAAUGAACACGACUGGAUAUACCCUUCAGUCUACUGACAAAAACGCCUCUCCUCGCCUUUGCUUGCUUUGCCUUUGCUCCCCCCCUUAACGCCGAGCGUAAACACUAUGCGACGGCAGCAGACAAUUACUAUCAUCUACUCCUUAAAAACGUACCU
Molecule: messenger RNA, 2340 nt
Organism: Daldinia caldariorum
Lineage: Eukaryota; Fungi; Ascomycota; Sordariomycetes; Xylariales; Hypoxylaceae
Exons: 1
Coding region: 595-2094 (499 amino acids)
Source: RefSeq, a predicted model, not a curated record